Wallemia ichthyophaga EXF-994 is the source of this 4926-nucleotide messenger RNA. Its product is annotated as E3 ubiquitin-protein ligase listerin. Gene Ontology annotation, molecular function: zinc ion binding; ubiquitin protein ligase activity; ribosomal large subunit binding. Gene Ontology annotation, cellular component: RQC complex; cytosol. Gene Ontology annotation, biological process: rescue of stalled cytosolic ribosome; ribosome-associated ubiquitin-dependent protein catabolic process. Bases 1 to 4926 code for a protein of 1641 amino acids. The transcript has 6 exons. Lineage: Eukaryota; Fungi; Basidiomycota; Wallemiomycetes; Wallemiales; Wallemiaceae. The record is from RefSeq and is a predicted model, not a curated record.
AUGGCAAAAAACGCAAAGUCAUCUGCAACGGCAGGAACGCGUAAAAAGCAGGCCGCUAAGAAAGGCGAGGGCGAGCAGCAGCCCACGAAACAGCAGCAACAGCAGCAGGGAAAGAAGAAGUACACAAAGAAGCACGGUAUCGGUCAGUCUAAGCCACCGCCACCGCCAAAGAGAUACAUUCCUCCCCCAAAGCCGCCACGCCCUGCUCCAGAUCCACUCGAGGCUUGGGGACUGGCGAGUGUCCUCCCAGCGGAUUUGGUUGUUAUUUUAAAAAGAUUCAGUAAGAAGGACGCCACCACUAAAAUUAGAGCUGUCGAAGAUCUACAAAGCUGGGUCGCUGACGUCGACAACAGAGAAGGCGGCACAGAGAGCUUAGUGGUGGCGUUGCCAGUUUGGCUUCACCACCUCCCUUCAAUGCUCCUCGCUUCGAAUAGAAGACUGAGGCAGGUUGCCUUGAGCCUCAAUUUGGCACUGUCUUCGCCCAACAUUAACGACGUUAGAUCCAAUAUGCUCUACACUAUUAGCGAAUCUAGCUACGAGUCCUCGUUGGGCGCGUGGCUGCUUGCUAAUCCACAAUCAUGGCUCAGCAAUACCACAUUCGAGGAGGUCCCAGAAGGAGACGACCGCAUUCAGCUUCUCGAGGAAUAUCAACUUGAACCUCUCAUUAAUUACAUCAGCGCAGCUAUUCGCUCUCCGUACCUCCUCCUGCCGACUGCUGGUACACCUGGUACACCACUCACAGAAGCUAAAAAGGAUAUAAUGGCUGAGCAGGAAGAGAAUUACAAGUCUAAAGACGCUCGUAUCAAAUCAGCUGGUUUGAAUGCCUUGGGUUAUCUCAUUACGACCAUUCCUCAAGGCUUCGACGUGCAAGGACUGCUUAGGGACCUGAUUGACUCAGGUGCAAUUGCCGAGUGUUUCAAUGCUCCCGAGGGUGAAGAGAUUGUCAGGAGGUCUGUUUGGAGUCUUCUUCUACCGCUCUUGAAAAGAGACGAAGGUAAGCUAAUCGAAAGCAACCUCCAUUCGUUCGCUCCAGUCAUUAUCAACAACGCUUUCAACGAGAAUGACUCCACUGUCACAUCUGUCAUGUUUGAUGGUCUGCUAACGUUCCUCCAUCGCUUCCCGUCUGCAUGGACUAUCGCAAUCGAUGAGGAGCAAGAUGAUAACCAAGAUGGGGAGAGGAUACCAAAAUGUCUUAGCAGUCUGCUCACCUUUUUAGAGCUCGGCUGUAGAGCAAGUCCACCUCAGGUAGCCUACUCAAGCUUGCUGGUUAUUCUCAUGACUAUGCCAAAGGAAUACCUCACUCAAUCAACACUAUCAAGACUGUUGGUAGCCUUCUUAGCACCUCUUUACUCAAACAUAUUCCCUUCACCGCCUGUCCUUCAAGCUAGACAUGCUGAGGCUCUUUUGAAGUCAAUUACGGAAUGUUUGGUGGCGAUUGUUGCAAAUGUAGUUGAGUCAAGAGAUACUGGCCUUGAAGUCGCAACAGAGUGGAUCAAAGCUAUUUGGGAGGCGUUUGUCACUUCACCAACACGUGAUGCUAAGCUGCUCAAGGCUAACGUUGUCGGUCCUACUCUCCAAAAUGCAUUUAAAAAACUCCACACAGUUCAGGAGCAGAAUCUCGAUAGUGCUGUAGAUACAGUCGAGGAAAUUACAUUGGAUUCUGAAGACGUCUCAAGAAGCACUGAAGUAUUGUGUGAAAUGGUGAAAUCAGCCGAUGGCGCGAUUGAAAAUAGAUUUGCAGGUCUUCUAGAGAAAUUAGUAAAUAAUUCGCUCAAUGAACAAGCCGAAGCCAAUCUCGAUGUCAUUGUGAUUGCUUUGAGAGGCAUCGAGUGUAUCAGCAUCAUUGAGGGGGUCUUGCAACAGCUCGACGACUUUAUCACGGUGACCUUGCCAACUCUUGUCGCUGGCCAGAGCUCAUCAGAAGCAACUGACCUGCUACUUGCCUAUAUCGCCAAACGCGACAAUGGUAAUAUGAUUCAGCAGGCUUGGAAAGGCGUACUUAGUGCUGAACCAUCACUCGAUGUCGUCGCUAAGCUUCUAGAUGCAAACGCCAAUGGUGACCUGGAUGGGAAACAACUCGAGGGCGCCAGCACAAUGGCUGGAAUUGACGAAAUGGCCUUGCUCUUGGCCAACAGGGACAUUGAAGGCGAUUCAGAUCAAGUAGAGAAGCGAGUCAUUAACGGUAUUCUACAAUCAAGUGAUAAGUUCAUAAGUACAGUAAUGCACGGAUCCAUCGAGCGUCUCUAUAUUGAUUCUUUCAGAGGCAGUGUUUACUCCAAACUCUAUCGCAAUUCAAAUCACCGUGAUGUCAAUUUGUCAACUAUCAAACAUGCAAGCAUCGAUGUUCUCGUACAGCUUGCCAAAGAAAUAUUUAUCGAAGCUUACAUUGUCAAUGAGGACGCAACGGCUAGAGACCUUUGGAGCAGAGUUUAUAAUGUGGAGAAAGUUUUCUCAGCUGUCAAAGAUUUCGUUUUUGGCUUGAUAUCAGAUGUGAAUGUUUUGGCGGAACCCAAGACGAUAUUUAAUGCAUUUUAUCAACAUUUGAUAAAGUAUGAGUCUAAUGAUGAGCACGUGGCUCAACAAUUCAUCAAUUCCCUUAGCGCUCAAUAUGAUCUUCAACUGGACCUUCCAUUGCCCUCUGCCUUGGCCGUUCUUGACGAGCUCGUCCCUCACACCUCCGAGUACGAUGACACCGCACCAAACCACACCGAGUACGACGAAAGGGGUCACUCAAGUCUCAUUAGGAAUAUCGAAGGGCUUCUCAGCUACUUUACGGCUGAUAUGUCAAUUGCUGUGAACAACGCAAGUGCACUCAUCAACUUUUUCGGCGCAUUGAGACUCGUUGAGGAUGAGAUGAGCAUUAGAGGAUGCACUAGUGCUUUCUCUAAAGAGAGCGAUAUGGAAUCAUUGGCAACUAUACACGAUUCUCUGAGGACGAGCGUUGCUUACACACUCUACAAAAUUAGUUCCAGUGUCGAUCAAAGUGCACUGAUAAGGGUAAUUAGGAGUGGCGGAGAGGCAAAUGAUUCACUUUCAGUGGCUCUCAAAACACUUUAUUACGAUGGAAGAGUGAACAGCCUGAGACUCUUCCGCGACAUGCUUCAUGGCGUGCUCCAACGUGUUGAGGACGUCGAUGGCGACAGGUGGUUGGGUAUGACUGGUGAGGAGUAUACAAAGGCCAAUGGAGAGCACAGGGCAAAAGCUCUGCUGUUAUCUGUCAAAUCUUACACCCUGUCUUCACCACGUCUGGCAAGACUGCAGAAUGAGAUAGCAUCCAAACUUACCAGCAUCUCGGCAGCUGAUGCCUCAGAACAAGGUUUACCAUUGUUGAGAUUGCUGAUCAGUGCUGCGCCACCAUUGGACGCUGAAGAAGGUCUGCUUCCUCAACAAAGAGCGCUCUAUCUGCUUAAGUGCUUGCGCGAGUGGGUAAUGAGUGAUGAAGAUCUAGAUGAGGAACUUGACGGCAGAUUGUCUGAGUUGUUUAUUCAUCUUGUUCCGGUUAUACAAGGAGUCGACGGUUCACACUGGGAUUUGAUAUUCGACUUGGUGGAGGCUAACAUUGAGAUCGCAUCGUUGGACGAGGGCGUACUACUCUAUAACUCGCUUAGACUGUUUGAACAGCUUAUGACUCUAUCAAAGACCAACUCGGCACUCAGCAACAUCUGGAAAGAUAGGCGUGCAAUUGCAUUUGAGCACCUCCGCACUCUGUUCUUGAGCUUAGGCGACGACAACGGCGUUACAUCGACUAGGCCGCGCAAUGUAUGCGAAGAUCUCGUUCUUAAAUUGGUCCAAGCUGUUCCUAAGGAUCUUAUCUCUGAGGAGAGUUUCGAUCCGAUGGUCAAGAUGCUCAACAGCUACUCUACAGAAGUCCGCAAAGUGGCACAUAGGUUGUUAUACAGACUUAUCAAGACUCAAGUUGAGAAAGCAGCAGUGGAUAGUGCAGUGGAUAGUAGCUACGAAGUUAAACUACCGGAAGUACUAACGGAGAAAAUAAGCGAGAGAAUAACUUACUCGAUAGACGAUGUGGUAAAGAAUGAGAAUGUCAGAAAGCACGUCUUCUACUUAUUGCUGGUGUGGGAUGUUACAUUCUGUCACUUCAAUCACGCUUCUGAUGCUAUGCGCGCUAAAUAUAACGAGCAAUUCCGUCAAAGUGGUGUCAUCGGAAGCGCAUUUUUGCCGCUUAUUUUCACUGUGAUGGGACUAUUUGAUAAGAACAAAACGAUCGAUUUAUCCGGAUACCUGAUUGAUGAGUUUUACGUACAGUACUACGAAAGCGACGAAUACACGCCAACUGCUGUACUCGCCGCUUUUGUUUUUUAUAAAUCAUUGAAGUAUAGCUCUGGCCAUGUUAGGGCGUGGUGGACAUCUAACCAGAACAGACAACUGUCUAUGGUAGUUAAUGGGGUGACGUCAAGGUAUUUCAGUCCUCAGAUCAUACACGAAGAGCUUAAGCAACUGCGUAAUCCAGUCUCACUGAAGGAGUUACAGACCGAGGCGUUUAGUAUAAAGGUUGCGCAGAACGCAAGUGAAGUUACAGCCACUUACAUUGUCGAUGAGCAGCCGAUGGAAAUGGGAGUAAAGCUACCGCAACUAUUCCCGCUUGAGCCGGUUGAGAUAAGGAAUAUAAGGAGAGUUGGCGUCAACGAACGACAAUGGAGAGCAUGGUUGUUGGCCGUACAGCAAGUGAUUGGCUCACAAUCUGGACCUUUAUUGGAGGCUUUGAGUUUGUUCAAGAGAAACGUCAGCUUACACUUUGAUGGUGUGACUGAGUGUGCCAUUUGUUACUCUAUCGUUCAAACUUCUGAUCGCUCGCUGCCAUCAAAGAAAUGCAAAGUUUGCAGUAACAAAUUCCAUGGCGCUUGCUUGUACACGUGGUUCCAAUCCUCGACUUCAUCUACAUGUCCGUUGUGUCGUCAAAUAUGGUAA